AUGCGGCCAUGGGAGGCGAAGGAGAAGGAGAGGGAGCCAGGGAAGGAGAGGAGGAGGCACUUGCUGGCAGUAGCGGAGAGGGAGGUGAGGGCAGAGGCGGAGGCGGCCAUAGUUGCUCUGCCCGCUUGCCCGCUCGUGCCGCUCCUCCACCUUCUUGUCGUCAGGGACAUGGCAACAAAAGAGUUCGACGAACUCGCCCUCGAUUGGACUAACUAUCCUAUCUGGGCUUCUGAUAUUAAAAUCAAUUUUGCCUCUCGGGGGAUUUUAAAUACAAUUGAGGAACCCAAUGAUGGGGACCCGGAAAUUGAGCCCAGGAAGCUCAAUACAGCCCUUUUUCUUUUGAGACUCUACAUUCACAAGGAUCUCAAACAUGAAUACAUGUUAGAGACGAGCCCUCUCAACCUUUGGAAAGCUCUAAAAGAGCGUUAUGACCAGCAAAAGGAACUCAUUUGGCCUGAGGCUAAUUAUGAGUGGGUUCAUUUACGCCUACAGGACUUUAAAACUGUGGCAGAAUACAACCAUGUUGUUCAUAACAUUUGUUCCAGGUUGAAGUUUUGCAAACAAGAGCCAACGGAGGCAGAGAAGAUAGAGAAAACUCUAUCAACUAUGCUUCCGGAGGACAGGAUACUGACUCAACAGUAUCGCGCUAACAUUUUCCAGAAACAUUAUCUGCUUAUACAUACAUUGACUCAGGCAGAAAGACACCAUGAGCUUUCUUUAAAGAAUGCCCAACAGCGCCCACCGGGCUCUACUCCACUGCCUGAGGUGCACUUCAAUGUACAGAAUAAUGCUGAGAAUAAGAAAGGAUUCAAGGGAAAUUCUUCGAAUAAUCCUAAGAAUCUGACUGGAAAGCGCAAACGCAACAACAACAGGCGCAAAUUCAAGGGUCGAAAGAAAGGAAAAGGGAAGGGUAAGGCACCACAACCUCGUAGCAAUGGCAACAAGCAUUGCAACAGGUGUGGAUCUGACACUCAUGUCGCUAAAGACUGCCGCAUCCCGAAACAUCUUGUUCUCUUGUACCAAAAAUCCCUCAAGGACAAAAAGUCUUCUGAGAACCCAAGAUUUGAAGCCUACUUCAAUCUUACACAUGAAGAGCGCCCUAAGGUUGCAAGUUCUCACCAGGCUCCUGUUGAACCAGAGAGCAACCUCAAUGUUCUCCCAUAA
Molecule: messenger RNA, 1164 nt
Organism: Oryza sativa Japonica Group (Japanese rice)
Lineage: Eukaryota; Viridiplantae; Streptophyta; Magnoliopsida; Poales; Poaceae
Source: RefSeq, a predicted model, not a curated record